AUGUUAGCGUCGGAUAAAUGCAAAGUUGCACCUGACGAUUCCAUCUCUCUCCCCGAAUUCAAUCACGAGGAGCUUAAGACCUUUUUGGAGUUUCUUUACCGGGGAAACUUGGCUAAAGAAAAAUUUGAGAAGCAUUUUUAUUCCCUAACAGUUGCCGCUGACAAGUACGUCAUCCCGCAUUUACAUAAGUUUUGUGAGCAACAGUUGCUGAACUCGUUAGAUUCGACAAAUGCACUAAAAGUGCUGGAGAUCUCAGAACUUUGUUCGAACGAGACAUUAAAGCUUGCUGCCUUGAGAUCAAUACUGCAGUACAAAAACAGAUAUUUACUUUUACCUUACUUCGAAGAAUUUGCAAAACAGAACCCCCAUCUGAUGCCCGAACAAGAGCGGAACAAUGAUAUUAGUUAUGAUAGAGUGAGUGUUCAUACUUCGGAAACAAGUUCUACUGGAGAAGAAACACAAAGGACUGGAAUACCAGGAACAAUUGAUGGAAAUGAAGAAGAUAUGACAAUUGCAGAACUUACACAAAGAUUUAUUGCAGAACGGAGAAGAGAUGACGAAGAGAAUGCGAAUUUGAUUCGUCAAAAUGAUGAUCUGAGAGAAGAAAAUCUUAGGUUACAUGAACAGAGAUCAAGAAGUGCUACAAGGUCAAGAUCAAGGUCAAGAUCAAGGUCAAGAAGAAGUUCAUCGAAACAAAGUCAAUUUAACCAUGAAAAUGAUAGGCAAAGACAUCGCAUGGAAGUUAUUGAAGAAAAUUCGCAAGAAAAUAACAAUUCACAUGAUCAACAGGAGAGAAGACGCACAAUUCAAGAUCGAGGAACUGAACAAUAUGAACAUCCAUGUGAGCUUCUUCGUCGCACACAUCAUAAUCUUGAAAGAGAGGAAGAUGAUCCAAGACAAAAACAGAUGAUGUUACAUGGAAGAGAAAUGGUGAGGAAUCAGUAUGAGCGUGAAAAGGAGAUUACACGUGCGAGAGAUGAAAGAAAUAAACAGAGAAGAAGAGAAGAAAUUGAAGAGAGAGAAGUGCAGGAAGCGUUACGUCAAAACAAUCAUGACAAUAGAUUAAGACGACGUGAACGUUAUCACAUGGAUGAUACAGAAAAAAGAAGAGAUGGAGAAGAGAGGCAUGAUAUAAUGCAUAAUGAUGUGAACAUUGAGAGAGAAAGGCGUAGGCGAAGAAGAGAAGAAGAUGAAGAAUGUGAAAUACAAGAAGCAAUGCGUCAAUUAACAAGAGGCAAGAAUGGGAAUGCAAUGGAAAUGUUAAUUGCCCCAUUUAAUAGUCUUAUAUACAUGCGAGAAAUAAUAUUUUCAGCAUGA
Messenger RNA from Papaver somniferum (opium poppy), 1317 nucleotides. RefSeq names its product trichohyalin-like. Lineage: Eukaryota; Viridiplantae; Streptophyta; Magnoliopsida; Ranunculales; Papaveraceae. Gene Ontology annotation, molecular function: protein binding. The record is from RefSeq and is a predicted model, not a curated record. Bases 1 to 1317 code for a protein of 438 amino acids. The transcript has 3 exons.